Messenger RNA from Verticillium alfalfae VaMs.102, 1398 nucleotides. RefSeq names its product double-strand-break repair protein rad21. Gene Ontology annotation, cellular component: synaptonemal complex; cohesin complex. Bases 1 to 1398 code for a protein of 465 amino acids. The transcript is spliced from 3 exons. The record is from RefSeq and is a predicted model, not a curated record. NCBI's taxonomy places the organism in Eukaryota, Fungi, Ascomycota, Sordariomycetes, Glomerellales, Plectosphaerellaceae. Gene Ontology annotation, molecular function: chromatin binding; protein binding. Gene Ontology annotation, biological process: synaptonemal complex assembly; mitotic sister chromatid cohesion; replication-born double-strand break repair via sister chromatid exchange.
AUGCCGUCGCAGGCACCCAUGGCUCUCCGCCUCAGUGGUCAGCUUUUGCUCGGCGUCGUCAGGAUCUACAGCCGGAAAGCCCGAACACCAUCGAAAUGGGUCGUGACGCGCCAGAUGCGCGGACCAGCAGAGGACGACGUAUUCAGCGAACUAGAUGUGACCGCCCGUCAAAAGGACCUACCGGGCCGCGAGGAGUCGCUGGCCCUCGACUUUGGUGAUGGAGAGCCACGUAUUGCCGACAAUGACGGUGACAUUACCAUGGGCAUGGACGAUGCCGACUUCCACUUCAACGAUGUCGAUCACUCUGAGCUUCCCGCUCCUUUGGCUCAACCGGACAUCAAUCGUGCGCGCAUCUCUGAGUCGCCCCUCUCCGACAUUGACGAGGACAUCACCGCGAGACUGAACGAGGAAGUUUCUCAAUGGCAGAACGCGGACCUCUACGAGCCGACCGAAGAACAAGAUCAGUCUCUGGUGCGUCACACGCAGAGGGCGAGGAAGAGAAAGGUGCUGGUUCCAGACGACCAGACCAUGCUGUCCAGCAAUGCCAUCAAGGAACAGCAGGCGAAUCGCGAUAACAUCCUGAAGCCUCAGUCCUUCCUGCCAAGGGAUCCCUUCGUGCUGGCCCUGGUUGAUAUGCAGAAGAGCGGCGGGUUCGUCUCCAAUAUCUUGCUCGACGGUCGUAGUGCGGCCUGGGCACCUGAACUGCGGGGCCUGCUGUCUUUCGGACCUGGACGCGCGCCAGAGCUCAAGAGGAAACGCGACAGCGGGAUUGCUGAUAUGGAGAGCGACAAUGACAACGCUGCAUCCAAGUCUCCACGCCUGGAAAUCGGCGAGGACGACGACUUUGCUGUUGGCGAUGCUGGCCUCAACAGAUCUAGCAUCGUGGCCGAUGACGGCACGGUACUCGAGAUCGCUGCUGAUGACGACGACAUGGGCUUCCAGAUGGGCGAUGAUGAUGGCCAGACCGGCGAGAUUGAGGGUAACACGAUACCCGCUUUCGACGACACGGUCGCCCCCAUCGUCCACCCUCAGGACAGCGGGCCUGUGUCGCUCGGCACCAAGCAUGCCGUACACAUUCUUCGCGACCUCUUCGGCGCCGACGCCGAGAACGACGACGAGAAGCGCAGCAAGACGUCCGUUGUCUUCCAGGACCUCCUCCCUGAGAGGCGGACCACCAAAGCCGACGCGACCAAGAUGUUCUUCGAGUGCCUCGUGCUCGCAACGAAGGAUGCCAUCAAGGUCGAGCAGGGUGAUGCCCUCGGCGCUCCCAUCCGUGUCCGCGCAAGCGUGGCCUCUGGGGCGCGUGCUGAGCGCGAGGCGGCGCGAGAUCGCGAGGAGGAGCAGUGCGACGAGCUGAGCAGCGAUGUCAAGAGGACGGCUGUCAGGCGAACGGGGUGA